AUGCGUCGGUUUUUCGUUCUCUCUUUGCUUUCUGCGGCGCUGGACGUCGCGGCCGGUUUGACUGCGUCCAACCUCGAAAAGCAUGUUGAUGUGCUGGCACUCGACUUCAACUUCAACCCCGUCAAGGCUGCCUACUGGACUAACUACCCUCAUCACCGUCGCACUCCUUUUGCUGUCUCGCCCGAUGGAAAGACGGCCUAUCUCGCCUAUCUGGAUUCCAGUGAGACAGGAGUGCAUGUCCAGCAGCUGGAUCCUUCUACCUUCCAAGCUACCGGGACCACGGUUACUGUGGCCGGAGGGAAGGAAGCUGGUGGACUGAUUGCGCAUAAUGAUGGCUUUGCCUUGUUGACCAACGAAGCCCUGCCUUCCGGAACCAGCAAUGCGCCCCCGUCCAACACCCCCGUUCCAGUCCUCUACCGCUACACCAACGGCCAGCAGACAUGGAAGACCUGGCUGGGUGGCCCCGGAGUGCACGAGGCUGACGGCCUGUCAGCUUCUCCCGACCUCAACGGCGAUCUGGCCUACUCCGAAAGCGCCAAGAUGUACGGCGCCUAUUUUGUCGUCACUGACUACACGGGCUGGGCCCAGGGCCACUUCGGCGACAGUAUUCAGUACGUGUCGGACAACGGAACCCUCGUCACGAUCCCCGGCGCCAGCAGCUCCUGGGGCUGCAGUCACAACACCGGCAUUGCGUUCGAGGCCGCGGACGAACCACCCUUUGCCAGCAUCUGCGCCGAGGACCAAGGCGCCAUCUGGCUCAACACCAAGACGCAGGGAAUGUCCAACGACGGGGUCAAGAUCUCCAAUGAGAACACCACCAACGGAGCCUCGGGUGAGCCCAUGGGCGGUAUGUCCGGCAGCUACAGUGCUCUAGCCCGCUUCGCCGACACUGCCCGCUACAUCUUCGCCUGGGUGUCCCGGGGUGCCAUGGACGUGACGGAGAACAGCUGGAUGGGUGCCGGAUACACCCACGUGAAUAACCGGACGAACGGCCGCAACGUCGCCAUUGCGCUUUUCUCCGACAAGUACACCAAGGUCGGUGCUCAGGCGACGUCCCAGGUGGGGGCCGAAGAUGGCGACAGUCAGGUCACCUGGAUCACCAGCGGCUCGAACGACUGCUCCAACGCGCACGCGGCUACCUUUGGCGCUGACUCGGCGCUGAUCACCUGGGAGGAGAUCUCGAAUCCUACCUGUGACUACAUCGCCAUGGGCUGCCGUGGACAAUUUGCGGGCUCCUUCUUCCAGCAGGUCGACUCGAGUGGCAAGAAAGUGGGCGAAGCUCUCACCAGCACCGAUACAUACGUGGCGGGUGACAUGGUGACCAUGGCCGACGGUCGUGUCUGCUGGCCCUAUGUCAGCAUGACCUGGGAUCUGUCCCAGCCUGUCGGCUUCUCAUCCUCCACCACCAAGAAGAUGAGCUUUGCUUGUAUCUCGCUUGGCGGGGCAUCCUCGUCGUCCAGUUCGUCUUCUGCGGCAUCCUCUGCAUCUUCGGCCUCUUCCGCUUCUAAUGUAGUUACUCCUCAACCGGAGGCGUCCUCUUCAGCUUCUGCGACUGCAACCCCUGAAGCAGGAGCUUCCUCUGAAUCCGCUGCCGUUCCUUCUGGUGCUUCCUCGGCUUCUUCCGACUCCACUGUUGACACGGAGACCAAUUAUGCCAGCGAACCCGCUGCUCAGGAUGCGUCUGUGCCCGCACCUACGGAUACGCAGCCAGCGGUUGAAGCUGAAACCCCGACCCCAGCACCUACCGCGUCAUCCGGCAGGAAAGGUUCUCACGGACAUGGACACCUAAAGUACAAGCACCCCACUUCUUGCCGGGCGAAAUAA
Aspergillus fumigatus Af293 is the source of this 1824-nucleotide messenger RNA. RefSeq lists its product as uncharacterized. Lineage: Eukaryota; Fungi; Ascomycota; Eurotiomycetes; Eurotiales; Aspergillaceae. The record is from RefSeq and is a predicted model, not a curated record.